AUGUAUAAUCCUCAGAAUCGCAAUGAGAAUGAAGACCAGACCACCUACUGUGAACGUUGCGACAUCAAAUUUGAGACGCAGAAGGCGUACUCUGAACAUUUCCAGCAGUCUGUUAAACACGCUAAUGAUUUCCAAUUGAGUGAAGACCAGGAACUAUGCGGCAAGCACUUCUCGACGCAGGCGGCGUGCCGCAAGCACCACCUGGCGGAGCACCCGCGCACUUCCUUCUUCGCGCCCAACGAGCGCCACAUCUGCGAGAUCUGCGGCAUGUCGCUGGCGCCCGGCAGCGUCUCCAGUCAUCUAAACACUCACACCCGGGAGAAGUUAUACUCCUGCAGCACUUGUGGUAGACAGUUCAACAGCAAAGGUGGCAUGACCACACACCAGCUGACACAUACGAGCGAGAAGCCCGUGGCUUGCACACUAUGUGAUAAACGAUUUAAACAGACCAGCAGUAUGAAAUUACACUACCGAACGUUCCACCUCAAGGAACCAUAUCCAAAGAGAAAUAGAAAGAAGAAAUCAGAAGAAGGUUCUGGAAGUAAACUGGAAGAAUAUCCACCUGAAGAGUCAGACGAGAACUUAACCCUGGACAGAUGGCCUUGA
This is a messenger RNA of Arctia plantaginis, 606 nucleotides long. NCBI's taxonomy places the organism in Eukaryota, Metazoa, Arthropoda, Insecta, Lepidoptera, Erebidae. The record is from the annotation of a GenBank genome assembly.